GUUAAUUUUGAAAUAAAUUUUAAAUCUCUAUUCCAUUUUGUUGAUGAAACGCGUUGUUACUUAAAAUGUCUUUGCAAAAACACUAACACACGGAAUAAUUAAAAGAAGUAAUACAGGAAAAUAACCUUUACUGCAAAGUAAUCGAAUUAAAAGUUGUUAUGAACAAGUAAUUUAUUUACUAAGAGCUGAAUAUGUCGAACCCAGAAGAGAAUGUGCCAAAAACCAAUGGUUUGGGAUCCGACCCAAUGCAAAGAUUAGCUUCGUUUAAAGCUCCACGAGAUCUCUCUUUAGGAGGUGUAAAACCUAACAAGAAAGUAUUUAUACCAAAUUUAAACGUUACUAGAAAUAAGAAUAAAGGAUCUCUAAAUGUAAAUGCCCGUGACCAUAAAAAAGAUGACAAAGGGCGUAAAGAUCGCAAAAACGAUAGAAAUAAAAACUUUAACAAAAAUGGUCCCAAUGUCAUAAAGUCUAGUGGAGUGUUUUCUGAAGGUUUGGGUAGUGCAGAGCGUCAUCAUUCGGCUAGGUUUUCUUAUGGAAGAGAUUCGGAUAGUGGUGGCACUGCAGCAUUGCAAAAACCAACUAUAAGAGUCAAAGAUGUAAUCAAGAUUGACAAAGAGUUGGAAGAGCAGAAGAUUAAAUCUGUGCUAGGCGAUAAUUCUAUUUUAGAUGAUGAUGUUAAUGAGGAUUUCAAGAAUGUUAAUGAGAGAGAUGCACCCAUCAAACUGCCUAUGGAUGACGGAGGGUGGUCAGUUAAGAAAGGAAAGUCUGCUGUGGCUAUUAAGCAGGAGGUGAUCGUGAAAGAUGAACCAAAAGACGAUGUAGAUUGUGCCAUUACAUCGGUGAAUCAAAAAGCAGUUGUGGAUGUGAAGAAGGAAGUUUUUGAAGAUACUGACGUUGUCAACAUACUCAGGAACGAGAAACCAACGCUUAUUUUAUUGCAGUUACCGAAUGCCCUGCCCGGUCGCGGAGGCACGGUGGACGAUGAGCCAAGACGGAAGCAAACAGAACCAUCCACCUCCACUGAAGAUAAUGACGAGAAACCGGUGGACAAUAAGUGUCGGUUGGCAGAUCUAGAAGAGGGUAAAAUUGGCAAACUGCGAGUACACAGGUCGGGCCGGGUCACUCUGUCGCUGGGAGACACCAUUUUUGAGGUUUGUUCCGGCACUAAAGCAGCAUUCCACCAAGAAGUGGUCUCUCUAGCUGUGGACGAUAACUCGCGCUCCGCUAACCUUAUAGCCGUAGGAGAUCUGCAGCACAAACUCAACCUCAUGCCCGACUGGGAAACCAUGUUCCAAGAUAUGCCUGCGUAAUCUCAUCUCUAUAUACCUGCUGCUUGUGUUAUAAUUUGUGCUUGUAAAUAUAUAAUUAAAC
Messenger RNA from Chilo suppressalis (striped riceborer), 1371 nucleotides. NCBI's taxonomy places the organism in Eukaryota, Metazoa, Arthropoda, Insecta, Lepidoptera, Crambidae. The record is from the annotation of a GenBank genome assembly.